Molecule: messenger RNA, 1050 nt
Organism: Trypanosoma theileri
Lineage: Eukaryota; Euglenozoa; Kinetoplastea; Trypanosomatida; Trypanosomatidae
Exons: 1
Coding region: 1-1050 (349 amino acids)
Source: RefSeq, a predicted model, not a curated record
AUGAUGGUGCUGCGACGUUUGUUGUAUUUUUUUGCUCUCCUGCUGAGUCUUGCCUCUCUCUGCGUGUCAGCUGGCGGGGCUGCAGCAGAACCUGAAGCUCCUCCUGAAUCUAGUUGCCCUUCUGGUUCUGGUGGUCCUGAGUCUGGUUGUCCUUCUUCUUCUGCAGCUGGUGUUCAUCCUCCACCUCCUGCAUUAACUGCUGGUGUUUCUACUCCUUGCACUACUUCUUCUUGUGCUUCCACUGGUAUACCGUGUACUACUCUUGCAAAUAAUAGUGGGCAUCCUGAAUGUGCUAGUGGUGAUGUUGAUAGUGACACCCAGCGGUUAAAUCAUAGGGAAGAGCAGAGAAUUACUGAUCAUGACAGUAAAGGUAUUACGGGUGCGAAGGGACAAAGUGGGGAUCCGAAAAAUCCGUUGGAGGAGAAGGAGGAAGAGAAAGAAAAGACCGAUGAACCGCAGAAUAGGGUAGCACAUGAGAGUGAUGCUGACACUGGUAAACCUCAGGGCACUAUACAAACAGGAAUAACUGAAAUCGAUCCAAACUCUCCUUUACCUUCUUCUUCAACUCUUGUACCUUCUGCCACACAUCCUGAACAACCAAGUGAUGGUCGUGAUGCUACGCAGGAUAGUAAUCCCUCACGAGAAGAUAACACACAACCGGAAGGCUCACAGACGGAAACAGAAGGAGAGAAGAAAGAAACUGAAAAUGAAACACAACCCAAUUCUUCCGAUGGAUCCAAUACAACUGGCGCUGGGGAUCAAGAAAACAGUGCUGCGACGGUUCAGGAACAGAACACUGCUGAACAGGAAUCUCAACAACAAAACAAUACAACUGAAACAACUAACGAAGCGAACACGAACCCUGACACUACCAAUACACCCAAUAAUGAUGAGGAAUCAACCACAACCACCACAACAACAACACUUCCUCCUGAACUCACAAACAACAAGAAGGGUGAUGCAGACAGCAGCAGCAGUAUCAUCAGUUCUGUGUGGGUGCGUGUACCACUACUGAUUGUGGUUACACUGGCCUGUAUUCUUGUGUGCUGA